Messenger RNA from Talaromyces proteolyticus, 1125 nucleotides. RefSeq lists its product as uncharacterized. Bases 1 to 1125 code for a protein of 374 amino acids. The record is from RefSeq and is a predicted model, not a curated record. The transcript has 6 exons. NCBI's taxonomy places the organism in Eukaryota, Fungi, Ascomycota, Eurotiomycetes, Eurotiales, Trichocomaceae.
AUGGCCCCCUCCACGAUCAUGUCGCGGCAUGAGGUCGACGAAAUAACGUUGACAGAGAUCUCAAGGGCCCGCAAUCCGGCUAUACACACCAGAGCCAGUGUUCCAAUUUCUCUUCAAACUCUCUCCAUCUCUACCCCUAGACCGCUUUUGUAUAGCUAUUCGAAAGUCUCCCGCCAAGGGAUAAUACAGACUGUCACCAACGACAGUCACUGCACCUUGCGUUCGCCUGGCAAUGUGGAAGAGUACUUUCAUCUUGUUAGCACCCACCCCAUGGGUUUGGGAACACCCCUAUGUCGAACCGCAAUCAUUGACCCUGGAUACAAAGAAUUUUUAACCUGGUGUUUACCUAUAGACGAAUCUGUAACCCAGGAAUUUUGGGCAAAUCUAUUCAAAGGUUCAGCGUCAAUAUUCCCAAACUUCGAGACGGAUUAUAUUCCUCAAGCCUCACACAUACUAUAUCGCAAUUUUAUGACCAUGAUGGCGGUUGACUGUCGUACUCGUGUCAAGUCCGCAUUUCGGAAAGAUGCAGCCCGUUAUUUUCAACUGUCCUGCCAACAAAGUGCUACAUCUGCCAUUAGGAGAAUUGGCAAUGCUAUCCUGCGACACUAUAAUGAGCAGGCCACUGAGGAGCAGCUGAAGGCGUAUGCUUCUCUUUCAGCGCUUUCAAUACGAGAGAGAAUUACAAACGUGUUGUUCGGUGACAAAAAUAUGGCGUUUCAACUAAUGUCGAAUUGGCUCAAAGCCAAUAUCUUCAACGGGAUAGAUUUCAGUCUCGCAAUACUGAACGAAGCUUCCACACAAGAGCGAGGAGGGAAGCGCGGCCAUCCAACAUAUUACCACUCGACAGGCUGGGAAAGUGUAGAUUCACCUUUUGUUAUUCCUCUCUUUACAGUCAUGGGAAGGUACUACGCCGGCGCUGUCUUGCGUUCUUCUGAAGCGUACGUGGCCAAAAUUGUUAGAGUGCUUGGACUCGUUUGGACCAGCGGAGAAGAUUCUGUUGAUGUCAAUGAAUGCUAUGGAUUAGGGUUGCGUAAUCCACGUGCUCCAAGACAUUGGAAAAGUGGGUCAGAGCUGUAUUUCGGAGACGUUUACGGGUUGGCUCCUGUCGGACUUUUUACGCGUUAG